Hippopotamus amphibius kiboko is the source of this 4592-nucleotide messenger RNA. RefSeq names its product SAM and HD domain containing deoxynucleoside triphosphate triphosphohydrolase 1 (gene SAMHD1). Gene Ontology annotation, molecular function: protein binding; dGTPase activity. Gene Ontology annotation, cellular component: nucleus. The record is from RefSeq and is a predicted model, not a curated record. NCBI's taxonomy places the organism in Eukaryota, Metazoa, Chordata, Mammalia, Artiodactyla, Hippopotamidae. Gene Ontology annotation, biological process: defense response to virus; regulation of innate immune response; dGTP catabolic process. The transcript has 16 exons. Bases 73 to 1938 code for a protein of 621 amino acids.
CUGCGAGUGCGCCUGCGUCCAGGUCCGGCGCCCGUGUUCUUGACUGUGCGGUGCGGAGCGCUGCGUGUAGCCAUGCAGGGCGCCGACUCCCAGAAGCCCCUCAAGCGGCCCCGGCUCGAUGGCAGCCCGAGAACCCCGCCAAACACCCCUCCCGCAGCGGCAGAGGCGGCCCCGAGCCCCAACCUCCACCCCAACCACCGGACCUGGGGCCCGGAGCAGGUGUGCGCCUUCCUAGGGCGCUGUGGCUUCAGCGAAUCGGGACUGCUGGGACGCUGCCGAGAGAAAAAAAUAACAGGUUCAAUACUGCCCUUUCUUGAUGAGUCUCUUCUUGAAGAUCUUGGAAUAAGUUCCCAUGAGAAGAGGAUGAAGCUGCUUAAUUAUAUUAAACGACUGGAUCAAACUCACGUUUAUACAAUGAAGGUGAUUAAUGAUCCUAUCCAUGGUCACAUUGAAUUUCACCCUCUCCUCAUCCGGAUCAUCGACACACCUCAGUUUCAGCGCCUGAGAUAUAUUAAGCAGUUGGGAAGCGGUUACUAUGUUUUUCCAGGAGCUUCACACAAUCGAUUUGAGCAUAGUCUAGGCGUGGGGUAUCUAGCAGGAUGUCUACUUCGUGAACUGAGCGAAAAACAACCAGAGUUGCAGAUAAGUGAACGAGAUAUGCUCUGUGUUCAGAUUGCUGGUCUUUGUCACGAUCUCGGUCAUGGGCCGUUUUCUCAUAUGUUUGAUGGGAGAUUUAUUCCACUUGCUCGCCCGGAAGUGAAAUGGACGCAUGAGCAGGGCUCAGUUAUGAUGUUUGAGCACCUAGUUAAUUCUAACGGCCUCAGAGAUGUCAUGGAACACUAUGGUCUCAUCCCUGAUGAAGAUAUUUGGUUUAUCAAGGAACAAAUUACAGGACCACUUGAAUCACCCAUCAAAGAUACUUCAAAGUGGCUAUAUAAAGGGCGUCCUAAAGAAAAAAACUUCCUUUAUGAGAUAGUGGCCAAUAAAAGAAAUGGCAUUGAUGUGGACAAAUGGGAUUAUUUUGCCAGGGACUGCCAUCAUCUUGGAAUCCAAAAUAAUUUUGAUUACAAGCGCUUUAUUAAGUUUGCCCGUGUCUGUGAGGUAGAUAAUACGAAGCAUAUUUGUACUAGAGAAAAGGAGGUUGGAAACCUGUAUGACAUGUUCCACACCCGCAACUCUUUGCAUCGCAGAGCUUAUCAACACAAAGUUGGUAACAUCAUUGAUACAAUGAUUACAGAUGCCUUCUUCAAAGCAGACCCUUACAUAGAGAUAACAGGUUCUGGAGGAAAAAAGUAUCAUAUUUCUACAGCAAUUGAUGACAUGGAAGCCUUCACUAAGCUGACAGAUAACAUUUUUCUGGAGAUUUUAUACUCUACUAAUCCCAAAUUGGAUGCUGCACGAGAGAUUUUAAAGAAAAUUGAAUGUCGUAAUCUCUACAAGUAUUUGGGUGAGACUCAGCCUAUAGCACAAAAGAUUAAAAAGGAAACCUAUGACAGACUUCCGCAAGGAGUCGCCGACGCUAAACCCCGGGACCUAGAGCUAGAAGCUGAACUGAAGGCUGAAGAUUUCGUAGUGGAUGUUAUCAACAUGGAUUACGGGAUGGGAGACAAGAACCCUAUUGAUUAUGUUCGCUUCUAUGGAAAGACUGACGUCAGCAAGGCAGUCAUGAUUACUAAAAAUCAGGUUUCACAGUUUUUGCCAGAGAAAUUUGCUGAGCAGCUGAUUCGAGUUUACUAUAAGAAGAUGGAUGAAAAGAGUCUGUCUGCUGCACGACAGCAUUUCGUCCAGUGGUGUUUAAUCAAUAACUUCACCAAGCCACAGGAUGGUGAUAUUGUAGCCCCACUUAUAACACCUCGAAAAUCGGAGUGGAGUAACACGGAUUCAGCCCAGCGUCCAGCUCACACCAAAGGCAGAGUCCAGCUUUUUCCAGAUAACUAGGUGUGAAUGUCUGCAAUCAGUUGUUUACACAAAGCCUCUACCCCCUCCCCCAACACAAUUAAUUUAGGGAAUUUGAUCACAGAGCUCUACAAAUUUAGUGACGACUAGUGGUUUUUAUUUUAUAUUUUGAAUGUACACACACGCUAAGUCAUUUUAUUCAGAGGAACAGGUAUUGGGCAAACCUUAUUACAUGAGCUAUGGAAAGCACUGCUUUGCCUAUUUUUAAUAUUAAUCAAAGCCUUUCUUCUUUAGCAGUCUAUUUUCUUAGAAUAACCACUCUUUUAUGUGCUUUGAACUCUUAAGACAUAUGAUUGUGUUCUUUUAAAUUCGGAAAUAGGAGAAAGGUACACACUGGAAUUUGCAGUCACAGUUGUCGUGAACAGCUGUAGUUAAAAGCAAAACGUAAAAUCCUAGCCCCCUGAGGAGGUGCCCAUCACCCCAAAUUUGAAGAGAGCUCUCCUUGAGUGAUUGCAACAUUAGUGAAAGGCACCUCCCCUCACCCUUUUCACCCCCUGUAAGCUGCCAGCUGGGGUCAACAGUAGAUCAGGGCCAGGAGGGGGCUCCAGCUCCUCCAUGAGAGGCCUGAUUGAUUUGUUGAAAAGAUCUGAGGGCUCUGGCCACCUCUGAAGUGGGACCUAAAACUGCCUUAUAGGAGACCCUCAGCACCAGUGGCAGAGGGAGCCCCCAAACCAGGCUGUUCUCUGGGUCAGCUGUGGCUCCAGCCCAUGUUGUUCCUUUCUCUCUGAGUGCUCACUGCCCAAGCCCUGAGGGGUCUACCAGUGCCCAGCCUGGAGAAGGCAGCUCCCCUCCCACCUGCCCUCCGCAUCUUGCUUGGGUGCUGAUCAGAGGUCAUUACAGGAACCUCCAUCCUCAGGGCUGCUCAGAGCUGGGACUUGGUUUUUGCCAAUUCAGUGCAUUUUAUGGGUUUCAGAGCAAAGACUGAGCUUGCCUGAGAUGAAGUGCAUCCCAGGUUCCCCUUUGUGUCUCUACCUCCAGCAGUGGCGUAGGCACCACUGUGGCUCUCCCCCCCAUAGACACAUCCCCAGUGCUGCAGAAAUUCCCUAAGAGCAACGUCUGGAGUUAGAGCCAAAGUUGGCGGCUGCCAGAUGCCAGGCAGUGGGGGAGUGUCAUCUUGGGCCCCUAGCAUCUUGUGCUUUGAUGCUCCCUUACAAAAGCCUCCCUGGCAGGCUGGGCCUGGGGAGCCAGCCCCGGCUCUGGGCAAGAGCAAGAGGGAAGGGGGAGGAACUCAGACCACAGGCCCACGGAUUAUCCACAGGGCCUUAGAGUGCUGCCACCUUCCACUGUGUAACCAGCUUCUCUUCUGUUGACACUAGGAAGACAUGUAUUUGGAAUGUCUGCCGUUCUGCACUAUUACCCCUCCCCAUCCCUUGGUAGGUGACCCUAACUCAUGGAGUAGUUAAAACCCUUCUCUCCCACCACAAUGCUGUGUGGUAGGGAUGUGGUCACACGUGGGCUCAUAGAAACACAGGGAAAGUGGUCUGUGGUACUGGGUCUUGUCCAUUGUAACCAAGAUGCCUCCAAAAUGUUCAGUGAGAAGAAUCAUCCGUCCCAGACUUCAUGUGCCUAGACCCAAGGUCAAGAAUGUACUGUUUCACUGCCAAGAUUGUUUUAUUUUUGCAACCCCCACCUUUAAAUCAUUGUUUCACUCUGCAAUUUUGUGGUCUCGGUGUUGUAUCCCUGUGCUCUCUGAGCAGCAACUUGUAUCUGUUUUGUUUGCAUCUUUUGUUAUGUACCAGGCAGCUGCACUUUACGCUCCUUGCAGCUGUUUAAUUUUGGAACCAUGUGCUAUUGACAAGGUUAAAGUUUUCUGGAAAAACAUCACUAUUUGUAUAAAAACGGAGACUUUAACAGCUUGGCCUCUAGAGUUACUGAGCAUUGUCACCUUGAAAAUGUAAAUAGAACUGCACGUUCAAGUGACUGGUUACUUCAUCUGGGUGAGGGAAACAGCUGCAAUAAAGCCUCAUGAAUGUAUCCCUGUCUUGAAAGCAACAGUGUCUUCCUUGAUGACUUUCUCUCACACUUGCGUGCCCGGUUUUGACCCUUUUGUGCCAAAGAACUGUGUUUUGUCUAGGAAUGUGCCCAGAUGUUUCUUUAUACCUCAACACUGUGUUGGGUCUUCGAGAAGGGAUGGUAUUAACAGGACCUGUGUUACUUGGUUUUCCUCAUUCAAUAAUGGCAAGUAAUGGCCUGAUAAAGACUCUUCUUCUGGCAGGAAGCAGGCACUAGUAUGGGGAGGAAUAUGGAUUUUUUGCUUUGUUUUGUUUUAGUUUUUCUGAGCUCCUGUCUUGCCAGAAAACAUAUCCUUCCUCCUUUUAACCUCCCUGAGGUUCCCACCUACAGAAUUUCAACUUCUUCACCCAAAUAUGCAUAUUGUUCAUUUGCUGCUUUCAUAUUUUCCUCGUGGAAUUAAAUAAGAGAUUUGCAAGCACCCAGCACACUGGUGGCAGACAGAAAGCCCUCAGUGUUCUGGGAAAAGAAGGAUGCUACUGGAGUCUUUAUUAAUUUCACUGGUUGAGUCCUGGUGUCUGUGGUUUGACAAUAUUCUUUAAGUUAAAAUAAUGUCCAAAACAUAUAGAGUCCCAUUUUGUAAGCUAUAUAUAUCUCCUUGGAAAAUUGUCUGGAAGGACAUACAU